CCAGAUCUGGUAGUAUUCAGCAGGCUAGUGAAAUAUGUUGUCAAAGUACGGUAAAGAGUAGAAGAAUACACAAAGAGUGGUCUGAUUACAGUAUGUGUUGGGACAAAUUUGAGAUCUGUCUCCUAAUUAUGAUUAAGUGAAUUCUGAAGACCUAUAAACUGACUGUCAGAUUGAAUAGACACAGAAAAAUAAAUCUCCAGUGUUGAACAGUAUCCUAGAUGCAACAUAACGGAAUGGGGAAUACAUUAAUGGGAAAUGAUAAUGUGCAUGUGAUUAUUACUUAUACUACGCUCUUCUUGGGGUUUAUCUCAGUAUUAUCUCUUCUUGGGGUUUAUUUUCAGUAUUGAUUGGUACAAAUUUGCUGGUUGGAGUAAAAUGAGAUACUAAAAAGGAGCAGAAAUUAUUUGGUUUUUUUUGAGUGGCACUCCAAGUAACUUUUUUUUAAGUAAGGGCUUUUCAUUGUUUUCUGGGAUAGGAUUAAAGAUACAUUGGCAGCUGAAAGCCAUGCUUGACUUAUGCAUUAGCCUGAAGUUGAUCUAGUUUACACAUGGGGCAAAAAAGCAGAAGGAAAUGGAGAAUUAGUUUGCAACAGAAGAAGAAAGCAGAUAAAGUAAAGUAAAAAUGGGAGAGUUUGUAGCUUUAAUUUUUCUAUCACAAAUUCUUAAAACGAGUUGAAUUCCAAUUCCUGUCACACUUGAGUAACAAUGACUAGACCUACAUGUUGCUUUUUUGUUUUAUGUACAAGAUUAGAAUUACCCAUUUUUCAUGAUUUUAUUGCUUUUAAUAUUGUACGCCCCCCAAAAGUCGCCUGGGUGGCAAAUAAUAAAAGAACAAGAAAGCACUACUUGGCCAACUACCCAAACAAAUCGAGAUUCAGCAUCCGUUUCCUGAAACUUAACAUACAGUUCCGACGCUGGGCGAGAAGUAGGGUUUUCCGGAAGGCGCACGCAUAUAAAUUGUCUAUUCAGCCCGAACUAGGUAGAUUUUCGGAUCCUUCCGAAGUAGAAUUUGACUUAGAGGGUUUUGAUUAAAGCCCGCAGGGCUGAGGAACAAAGAUAGCUUUGGAAAAGUUCUGUAAAACCCUUCUCCUUUCCCGAUCAGCUGGGAACCUUGCCCAAAAGACGGGGCUGAUGGGAGAAAGUCGAAGGUCCUGGAAAUCGAAAGUAGAAGCGAGCUUCGACAAGAGAGCACCACGAAUUUUGAAGAUUUAUUGAGCCUGAAAUCUCAUUUUAGGAUUUCCUGUUCCAACCCUGAUAAAUAGGAAGAAGGCUGUGAAGCUUCUUUUGGUCCACAGGAGUCCUUCAUCCACUUGGCUAGUGACAUUUUUGCUGCAGGUGGACCUUGGAAGAUGACAAUGGACCAAAUCUUGAAUGAGAUUAAGAGGUGCCAGGAUAUAUGGAAAACCUUUGAAGGAGAUUGCUUAUCCUUGGAGGCAAACAUAAGGGCAAGUGAGCAGGACCUGGCCAAAUUCAAAGAAGAAUAUGAGCUUCUUAGUCAAAAUCUUCUUGAAGCUGAAAAUGAAGCCAAGGCCCAGGAAGGCUCCUUCCAGAAAAUGCUUCAGUUGGGAAAGAAGGAUUCAACCCAGCUAAUGCAAGAAAAACAGGCAUUGGAAUAUGAAUUGAAACAGCUCCAUGCAGCCCAGGAAGAAAUUCUUAAGAUGCCAGCUGCUCUUCCUAACAAAGAAAUGGUGUUUAAGGGUCAUGUGGAAAAGGAAAAGAUGGACAGCUUUCCAGAAAUGCUGACUUUUGUGCCCCAGAUCCGAUACCCUGUACUUGGGGGAUCAGCUCUCAUCACUUUUGAGGAUCCUGAAGUUGCCAGGAGGGUCAUCCAAAUGGGACAGCAUUGCAUUCAGCUAGAUGAAUGGAGCUAUGUCCACGUGAAGGCUGAAGCUAUGACAUUGUUGCUGCCCUCAUUCUUAAAGCAGAUCUCCCUGAAGCAGAGUUCCCAGCAAGUGCUAUUAUCUGGAUUGUCUGCCUUCUCUGUACCCAAAGACCAGCUCUACGACAAGCUAGCUCUGUUUUUCAGCAAACGGAAGAACCAAGGGGGUGAAGUGGAUCAUUGGGAACAACUCACAAAUUCAGAUAAUAUAGUGCUGACUUUUGUGGAUGAUGGAGUGGCUCAGCGGAUUGUUGAAAAAGGGCUGUUCCAGGUGCCGCUUGGAAAGGUGACCCAUCAGAUCAAGGCAUCACAUUGCUUACAUGGGGAAAUUGCAGAUUUACAGCUCCAUCCUUCUUUCUGCGCUCGUACCGUCCUGCUGACAGAGAUUCCAGAUGUCUUAGGGAGGGAGCUGAUGUGUGAAGCUCUGGAGAUCCAUUUCCAGAAGCAAAGCAAGGGUGGAGGAGAGGUAGAAACUGCUGUGUACAUUCCAGCUGGACAUUAUGCAGUAGCUGUUUUUGAGGAGGAGGACUGAUUCUGCAUGCCAAAGCUAGAACAGAUGUUAUUUCAGUUCUGAUACAGCUGAAAAGAAGCACAUGGAACAUGCUUAUAUCUCAGGGAAGAGGGAUGAAAUUUUGAUUGCUUGAACUGAGGAUUAGUGGAAUGAGAUAGAAACUGAUGAACUGGUAUCAUUAGGGAAUGGGGGGGGGAUAAAUCCAUUUUGUAGUUUACAUAAUAAAUUGAAAGAUUUUCUGCCACAAUGAUAUCUAUCUUUCAUGUCUGAACUAUGCAUGAUUUGGUCUGUUUUGUUGUUUGUUCCUUCAGUAAUUUUACUGCAUGGCAUUGAAGUACCUGCUAAAUUGUAUUUUUGUGCAGAAUGCAUUCAACAAGAAAAAUGUUCAGAAAAUAAAAAUAAAGACAUGCUGUUCACAAA
Messenger RNA from Crotalus tigris (Tiger rattlesnake), 2809 nucleotides. It is a transcript of the gene IFI35, whose product is annotated as interferon induced protein 35. The coding region runs from base 1349 to 2410 and encodes 353 amino acids. Gene Ontology annotation, cellular component: nucleus. The transcript is spliced from 10 exons. The record is from RefSeq and is a predicted model, not a curated record. Lineage: Eukaryota; Metazoa; Chordata; Lepidosauria; Squamata; Viperidae.